Molecule: messenger RNA, 1329 nt
Organism: Eremothecium cymbalariae DBVPG#7215
Lineage: Eukaryota; Fungi; Ascomycota; Saccharomycetes; Saccharomycetales; Saccharomycetaceae
Gene: UIP5
Product: Uip5p
Exons: 1
Coding region: 1-1329 (442 amino acids)
Biological process (GO): endoplasmic reticulum to Golgi vesicle-mediated transport; endoplasmic reticulum organization; Golgi organization
Cellular component (GO): endoplasmic reticulum membrane; COPII-coated ER to Golgi transport vesicle; Golgi membrane
Molecular function (GO): D-mannose binding
Source: RefSeq, a predicted model, not a curated record
AUGUCACGACGGAACUACAUAGGCCAAUGGAUUACCGGUUUAGCAGUGGUAUCCACUUUUAUUGCAUUCCAUCUAUUAUUUCCAUCGUCAGAAAUCCUCGAGGAUUCAAGUUCAUACCCAGGGAUUGGUUCAUUUCGCAGUGAGAAAUGGUCUCAGCAACAGAAGCAUGAGAAACCCCUGCGUGUUGCUAAAUAUUACAACAGCGAUGCGUCCUUAGACAUACCAUACCUGGAGAAAAUCAAUAAGUUCUGGCAUGUUAGAGGUUCAACCCAAAUCAAAAAUUGGGAUGAAAUAAAACUCACACGUAGUGGAGAAAGAGAACGCUCGGGGUUAGUACUGUCAAAUGGUAUUGGUGAUAAUACCAUCGAUGAUUUUGAAGUAGUAGUUGAAUUCGCUAUAGAUCUUUCAGAUAGGACAAAACUUCAUGGAGAUGGUAUGGCAAUUGUAAUUACAUCCCUUCAGGAAUAUAUGACCGCAGAUCUACAUUCAUCAUAUGCGAAAAAGCAGUUUUAUCUGAACCAUGGUAUAGAGCUAGACAACAACGAGCUGAUGGGGUUCCCUCGUAAUAUUCCCGGUCUUUCAGUAGUGAUAGAUACUUACAAGAACUCUGCCAACACGAAGUAUAAGCCUCCGUUCAUUUCUGCGUUUAUUAAUGAUGAUGUCAAACAACAGUACUAUGAUAUUAAGAGUGACGGUGUGGAUUCCACAUGCAGGCAUUUAGCCUCGCAAGAGAUGCUUUCAGUAAUUGAUACGAGUAGAGUAAGGAUUAUAUACCUCGAAAGUGUUGGAUUUUUGAAAAUAGAUAUUGACUACGGCUUUCAAGACCACUGGACCCAGCUGUUCAAGCAGGAAAAAGGUGUACAACUACCCAAACAUCCGCGUACUGGAGAAAGAUUCAUAGGAGUUGGUGCACGUAACGGAGAAUUGACCCAGACGGUUAUACUGCACCGUGUUCAUACUUACGAAUAUCACUGGACUCACGACCAAGAGGAUAACAAAGAGGAUACUUUUGAUUAUGUAGAGGAGAUUACACGAUACCUAAAAUGGGAGCUAGGCGAAGUGGUCAAGAUGGAAGAAGAUGAAUAUACCCGAUGGUCGUUAAUCCGAGGGCAAAUGUAUGAUGCAGAUUUUAAGGAAGACGAGGCGCCUAAAAGGGUUUCAUAUCUUUUUAGAACAAUAAAAUUUUUGAAGCGAUCCUUAGUUUGGCUCGGAAUGGCAACUAUAGCAUACCUCAUCUCAGUAUAUCUGAGAGUAAUCCUAAGAAAGAAAGGUUUUUUGAGAGGCAGGAUGAAAGGUCGAGAAUUUCCUGUGGGCAUUCUGGGCAAGUAA